AGCAUAGAGGGUUCUGGGAGGACUAUCCGCACGUCUGGACAGGUUGCGCAGCGAGGCGAUGGCACUUGGCCACCAUCUGUGGCAGAACAGAUCCAACAAGCCAUAGCCAACUUGGAGAAAGUUCUAAACGCCGCUGGCGCAUUUCCUCGAGACAUAGUCCAUCUUCGCUUUUACGUCGUUGACUGGGAUCUCUCUGCAGCCAAUGACCUCGUUGCGCCAGUCUUGGCUCUCCUCAGAGAUAAAUAUGGUUCUGUCAAUAAACCCUUAACAACACUCAUCCCUGUUUCCAAACUUGCAUUUCCGGAAGCAAAGUUUGAGAUUGAAGCAAUCGCUAGUGCUGGCAAUGCUUCUCGUCCAUGGAUUGCAGAUAGAGACAUGAUUCAGAAGCUCUCUAGCGGAGCAAUUUCUGUUCCCACAGUUGAGACCGACGUCGUCGUUGUUGGUGGUGGCUUUUCAGGCAUUAUGGCUGCAUAUGAGUUGAACCAAGCUGGAUACUCAGUCACUGUUUUGGAAGCAAAACAUCGUAUCGGAGGCCGCAGUCGAACUCAACGACUCAGAACUAAUCCGAACGCAAUUGUUGAGCUUGGUGCAACAUGGAUCAAUAAGAAGACACAGCCCACCAUAUAUGCCCUGGCACAGAAGUUUGGGCUUGAAACUGAAGCUCAGUACACCGAGGGCGAUCAGAUUUAUCAAGGUUACGACGGGAGGAUCUACAGAUGCAAUAUGGAUCAGGCUCAUAAUGAAAAUACUCCUCAUGUGCAAAAGUUUACCCUUCUCGUGGCUGAAGCCGCCGAGAAGUGUAAUAUCCGCAUCUUUGACGAGUUUCCAGAAGAGGAGGAUGUUACAAUGGCGGAAUGGGUAGCCCAAAAGGGCCUCGCGGACAACCCUGCCGUUAAUGCUACUUGUCGAUUUCUGUGCUCCGCGGUUGUUGGCCGUGAGCCAGAGGAUAUUGGAGCACACUACUUCUUGGAUUAUAUCAAAUCUUGCUAUGGAUACAUGAGUGUCGUAAGCGAAGGUGACGAAGGCGCUCAAUCACUCAAAAUUAAGACUGGUACAUCAUCUAUAGUCGAUGCUCUGGCAAAUACACUACCUUCUGGUUCUGUGAUGCUUCACAGCCCAGUUGACAGCAUCUCUCAGUAUGCCAAGAAUGAGGUUCACGUCACGACCAGCAGCGGCACAACUUACAAAGCCAAAAAAGUCAUCAUUGCCAUCCCAACAAACACAUAUACAAAUAUUCAGUUUACUCCGCCGUUGCCAUCUACAAAGAAAGCUCUCGUUACCAGAACAAAGCCAGGUGUUUAUGCAAAGGCCAUCUUGACAUACUCCUCACCGUGGUGGCGAGAAGCAGGUCUUGUGGGCAAGUUUGAAUCAGUCAUUGGCCCCAUUUGUUUCAGCUGGGAUAUCAGUGACCUCUCUAAGAAGCAAUAUAGCCUGGCAAUUUUUGUUGCCGGAAGGGUCGCCACCGAGUGGCAUAAGUUGGAUGAAUUGGCGCGCGAAGAAGCUAUCAUUGACCAUCUGGCGACGCUUGUGGGCGAGAAUUCUUCUCUUGCAGCAAAGGCCCGCAAUAUUGUAGAGUUCAAUAUGGUAGAGUGGACAAAGGAAGAAUAUAUCGGUGGCGCGCCGACUAGUGUUUUAGGUCCUGGGAUGCUUAGGAAGUUUGGGACGGUGCUCAGGGAGCCCAUGGGGAAUAUUCAUUUCGGUGGUGGAGAGACGGCAUUUGAGUGGAAGGGCUAUAUGGAGGGUGCUAUCACAGCUGGACAACGGGCUGCCAAAGAGGUGGCUAAUGAAUUA
Messenger RNA from Trichoderma virens Gv29-8, 1791 nucleotides. RefSeq lists its product as uncharacterized. The transcript is spliced from 3 exons. Lineage: Eukaryota; Fungi; Ascomycota; Sordariomycetes; Hypocreales; Hypocreaceae. The record is from RefSeq and is a predicted model, not a curated record. The annotation marks the transcript as partial. Gene Ontology annotation, molecular function: oxidoreductase activity.